AUGGUCGUCCGACCAAUUUACCCUACUUCCGUCUGCGAAGGUGAUAUGGCGCUGAAACUUUUUGAUGGGCAUUUUGCAACAGAAUUCAGAGAAAAGGAUGAAAUGAGCCCACGGGGUUCGGAUAUAGAACAUGAUUAUCACCAGUUCAUUCUCAAUGGUGACGCCGCAAAGCUUGUUGCCGAGCUCAGCGCUGACAGAGAUUUGCCAGAUCGGGACUUUGAUACAUGGAAUUCUUCUCAGAAAGAAACUUAUUUGCAUAGCUAUAUGCAUGGUCUUUACGAGAGAGAAACCCAAGCAUACAAUACCCUGGCCGAUCUGCAAGGGAACUACAUACCCCGACUGUUUUCGUGUGUGACCAUGUCUAGUUUUUCACCGACGCAGAAUAGUGUGUUCAGCGAAGACAUCAACAUCCCUGGAAUGGCUUUGCGGUAUGUCGAAGGGUUUCCCUUGACCGAUAUCGCUUCGUGCGUGUCAAAAGAUAGCUGGCAAAGGAUUUAUGACAAUACCAUUCGAGUUGUCAACCUUGUCAGUAAUAGGGGAAUCCCAAACGAGAAUGUUAAAGCGAGUAAUUUCAUUGUGGAAACUUGCCCGGGAAAUCAAUUCCACGUCUUCAAGAUCGACUUUGCGUUAUGCAAGUGCCGUGAGGAAUACAGAGAUGAAACCGAAUGGGAGGCGUGUAAGGCAACACAAGAUGAAGAAGGGGCGGUUGGAUAUGUUAUGCAAAGAAGACUACAAGGUGGAUUUGUGUACCGUCGAUCCGCUCGAUACAACAAUCUGGAUGAGAAAUAUAAAAUGGAGGGCUGA
Molecule: messenger RNA, 804 nt
Organism: Penicillium coprophilum
Lineage: Eukaryota; Fungi; Ascomycota; Eurotiomycetes; Eurotiales; Aspergillaceae
Exons: 1
Coding region: 1-804 (267 amino acids)
Source: RefSeq, a predicted model, not a curated record